AUGGCGAAGGUUGUGGCCAGCAUCAAGGCCAUCGUCACCAGGGUGGUGUUCGGAAGUCACGGUCUGCUCGCCAUUUGGCAGGUCACCAUUCUCAAGAAGGACCUCCACUUUUGGUACUUGUCUGCACCCAUUCUGCUGCUUUUCUUCGAGGGAAUUUUCACACUGACCAUCAAAAGGAGCCAAGAGUGGAAAUGGUUUUGCCCGAGUGUUUUUCUGUACUUGGCCAGUGUGGUGCCUGCCAUUUGGCUCCUGGAACUGGACAAGUUGGACAAGAGGUACUUUAAUAAGGGUGGCGACCUGAAUGCGACAACUCCCGAGGGACUGCAAAAACUGGACCAACUUUUAGGGAUUUCCGCCUUGAACAUUUCUCCGGACACGUGGCUGACCUUAAUCGAGCAGUUCCUGAUGCUGAUUUUGAUUCUGGGCCGGUGGAUGUUGCCCAAGGGAGACCUGACGAGGGACCAACUUUCCCAACUGCUACUCGUGUACAUCGGAACGGCCGCCGACAUAAUCGAGUUUUUCGACACAUUCCAGGAUGAAACGAUUGGGAAACAUCCUGUGCUACCAGCACUGACUUUGGCUAUUUGGUCGUGGAGUCUCCUGCAGUUCACCGUGGUGCUCACGGCAACCAAAUCUUCGAGACGCUCCAGAAUUUCGGCCCCGGCGCAAACUUCCAAUAGACGAAAAGGCAAAAAGAAAAGAGGACGUAAAGGGGCGGCCGCCUAUUGUUGUUCGGUCGAUGUCUGGGCAAUCGUGAUCAACAUCCUCCUGCAAGACGCGCCAUUCGUCAUUUUCAGAGGCCUCCUGAUCGGCUACUACCGCAUCAUCAGCUACAUGAACAUUUUCUUCACGUGCAAAAACACCCUGGUCAUCGCCCUGCAGUUGUACAGACUGUACGUGGUGUUCGCCGAGAAGAGGAACAAACUGAAGAAGCAGCAAAAGCUGGCGAAAGGCAAGAAGAACAACAAACGAGACCCUUCGCCGGACAUUUCGUUCGUCCUGGCCAACGCCGCCAAAUACGGGCUGGAUUUCGAGACGGCCGCUCCGAAGUCCAAAAAGAAAGGCCAGAAGCAACGCAACGCCAACUACGGUUUGGCGUCAUGCUCAGAACUGCUGGGUGUUGCUUCAAACCCAGCCAGUCGCCUUGAUACCGGAGGUCAAAGGCUGAACCGGCGGAAAUCUGUGAGCGCAAACGACUUGCACGAAUUGGAGUUGGGCGAAGAGGAGGAAUAUCUGAGCGAGGACGAGCAAGAAACGGCCCGGGUGGGCAAAGAGGAGCAAAGCAGCGAGGAGGAAGACGCCCCCGAGGAACAGGGCGACUCGUUUUCCGAGGAGGACGACCCCCUGGCCGAAUUCACCCCUGCCCAAAUCAGCUCGAUUCUCAGCGCAGCCGCAAAUUCGAAGAGGAGUCGAGCAACAGUUGCGCCCGCUCGGGGAUUGCGACAGGACACGGGCUACUCGACCGCCACUUCUAGUUCACGAUCACGCGUCUCUGCAAAAAAGAAUCCAAAGACGCGGAUUUCAUCAGCGCACUCCACUCCAGGUCGAUCAAACAGGGUGGUUAAGAAAUCUUCGGGCGGUCGUCGGAACGCGUCCAACACGAUGGAUGAGCAAAUCUGACAGCGAAGAUUCGCGAUCGCCAGUUUGUUCCUCUUGUUUGGCCUCAUCCUAGGAUUAUGCAUGCUGCUGAUUCACGGUGGGAUCACUCCGGAGGGAAUCGUCCUGAGCCGCUUCCCCGGUCGCGACAGAC
This is a messenger RNA of Neocloeon triangulifer, 1750 nucleotides long. Its product is annotated as transmembrane protein 26. The record is from RefSeq and is a predicted model, not a curated record. The coding region runs from base 1 to 1620 and encodes 539 amino acids. The transcript has 10 exons. Lineage: Eukaryota; Metazoa; Arthropoda; Insecta; Ephemeroptera; Baetidae.